Molecule: messenger RNA, 1267 nt
Organism: Peromyscus maniculatus bairdii (prairie deer mouse)
Lineage: Eukaryota; Metazoa; Chordata; Mammalia; Rodentia; Cricetidae
Source: RefSeq, a predicted model, not a curated record
CGCCUCACCUGGAGCGAGCUGUUCGUGCUCAACGCGGCCCAGUGCUCCAUGCCCCUGCACGUGGCGCCGCUGCUGGCCGCUGCGGGCCUCCACGCUUCGCCCAUGUCCGCGGACCGCGUCGUGGCCUUCAUGGACCACAUCCGCAUCUUUCAGGAACAGGUGGAGAAGCUCAAGGCGCUGCACGUCGACUCUGCCGAGUACAGCUGCCUCAAAGCCAUCGUGCUGUUCACGUCAGAUGCCUGUGGCCUGUCGGAUGCUGCCCACAUCGAAAGCCUGCAGGAAAAAUCGCAGUGUGCACUGGAGGAAUAUGUGAGGAGCCAGUACCCCAACCAGCCCAGCCGCUUUGGCAAGCUGCUGCUGCGGUUACCCUCUCUCCGCACCGUGUCCUCCUCGGUCAUCGAGCAGCUCUUCUUCGUCCGCUUGGUAGGUAAAACCCCCAUCGAAACUCUCAUCCGAGACAUGCUGCUGUCGGGGAGCAGCUUCAACUGGCCUUACAUGUCCAUCCAAUGCUCCUAGACCCGGGGGUUUCCACCCGCCCCUGGACCCCACCCCCUAGAGACUAAGAGGACUCACCAAGACCAAGGACUCAAAAGCCUUGGGGAUGUGGUAUGAUGGGCCAGGCAGGCCAGGCAGAGGGGAGGAGGGCUGGGGACAAGAGCAGCUACGCUGCAGGAAUGCAGUCUGAGCUGAGAACUAGGAGGAAAAAAGACUUACUUAGGGUCUGAUGUAUAAUGUAAGUACAUUGGAGAGGAAAGAAAAGCACCUCGUGUCUGGUGAGAAAAUGAAAACAAAUUUUUCGAAGAGAGGACCGUGAGAAAUUUAAUAAAAUAGAAGGACUCUAAUGGACCUUCCAGGAUUUAUUGUGGAUGGAUGUGGAUAUAUUCUGUACAGAAAACAACUCAUAUGGAAGUGGACUGAAUCCUAUGUAGAAACACACACACUGAACAUUGUUAUUCAUUUUGUAAAAUACUAGUCUUUAUUUUCAUUUUUUUGUAAAAUUUAAACAUCGUAUGCGCAUAAAGAAAAAGGAACAAGAUUAGGGGAAAUAACAUUUUCCCAAUAAUUAUAAAAAUGUCCUGUGUCUAUCUAUCUCUAUCUGUUUUGUAUUUUUUCUGGUUCCAAACCAGAUUUCCUGUGAUUCUAUACUAAUAAUUUUUGAUAUAACCCUUUGCUUCUUAUAAUGAGUGCGAUAUAUGUUGUCGAGGCUGUUCUUCAAGAAUUAAAAUUGAAGUGAAAAUUUAAACAAAAAUAAAAGAAUUUAGCAAAA